Molecule: messenger RNA, 768 nt
Organism: Arachis ipaensis
Lineage: Eukaryota; Viridiplantae; Streptophyta; Magnoliopsida; Fabales; Fabaceae
Source: RefSeq, a predicted model, not a curated record
AUGGCGGCAAUGGCAAAUCUUGCGAACAACAUGGAGGCGAAUGCUGCUAUGACUUUGCAAGCUGCACAGAGGUUAGGCCAACCGACGAGGAAUGGAGACGGAAAUGGUGAUGACUUGGGAGGUCCUCCGAUGAUCCUAGCUACAUUUCUGAAAGUUCACCCACCGACUUUCAGAGGAUCGACCAAUCCAACGGAAGCUGAUAACUGGUUCCAAGCUAUGGAGUGCGCACUGCAAGCACAGCAUGCCCCGAACAACCAAUACAUGGAGUUUGCUGCUUAUCAGCUUCUGGAAGAGGCCCACCGAUUUGAGGAACUCUAUAGGUUCUCUAGGGCGUGUCAGGGUGCCCUGGAGACCUAUGAAAGUUGGAAGUGUGUCCAGUAUCAAAGGGGCUUGAAGGAUGACAUCAUAACUGCUGUAGCUCCUAUGGAGAUUCGGAUUUUCUCCGAUCUGGUGAACAAGGCAAGAGUGGUUGAGGAAUAUACAAAGACGGUAGCCUCGUCAAAGGGCACUCAUGGAGAAAAUACUAGUAGAGAAUGCGACGAUUACCUUGGGCCGAGGGGACAGAACUUCAAAAGAUAUGAUGAAGGGAAGCUGUCAAGAGCUUACUCCCCUGAUAUGAAAUGUCAGGAGUAUGGGAGCUACCAUCCGAAUAGGCCAUGCCAGUUGGGUAAGAAACUAUGUUACAAGUGUGGCGCACCGGGACAUUUGGUUAGAGAUUAUCCACACCGAGGAACACGUGAGGCGGAUAGAUCACAACAACAGGGUUGA